GUGAGAUACGACCUUAUAUAUGCGUUGUGCUCUCAACUUUAGGUUACAAACACAGAGUAAUAAACUAUUAAACGGUAGGUCGGAGCAACGGCAUGAACGCUGGCGUCUCACGGCUAGUAACGGGGAGUCAUCUUAAGGUGAUCAGAUCAGAGGUGAUCAGUAUUUGAUUGGAAGGAGCCACUGCACUGUGAUUAAAGCACCAAGCCGCACAUCAUUAUCUGACCAUUUGAAAACAUGGUACAAAACAAAAUCACAGAGGUCACAGGAUUCCAUCGCUCCUUCAAGGGGCAAAAUCCUUUCAAGACUGAUGAAUUCAUAGAUUCUGAACCCCAUCUUGACUUGUCCUUCAAGUUCGACCGCUCGCCAAGGCCUGACCUACCAUCCAGCCUGCCCAUCAAUAUCCCUGAUGCCAAGAAGAGAAAUAAGAAGAAAAAAAGAUGCAGAGCCACUGACAGUUUCUCAGGACGUUUUGAAGAUGUUUACAAACUACGAAAUGAGAUUCUUGGAGAAGGGGCUUAUGCUGUUGUUCACACCUGCAUCAAUCUGAUCACCAAUAAAGAAUAUGCAGUAAAGAUAAUUGAGAAGAGGCCAGGCCACAGUCGGAGCCGUGUUUUCAGGGAGGUGGAGAUGCUCUACCAGUGCCAGGGCCACAGAAACAUUUUGGAAUUGGUGGAAUACUUUGAGGAAGAGGACAAAUUUUAUUUAGUCUUUGAAAAACUGAGAGGUGGUUCUAUCUUGACUCACAUACAUCGAAGACAACACUUCAAUGAGCAGGAAGCCAGCAUAAUGGUGCAGGACAUCGCCAGUGCUCUGGACUUCCUACACAACAAAGGUUGGAACAUGUUAGUGUUGAUACAAUGUAAUGUUAAUCAUGCACUCUAUAUAUUAUCAACAGAUGAUUGUUUAUGUCUCGUUAUAGGGAUGGCACAUCGAGACCUAAAGCCAGAGAAUAUCCUCUGUGAACAUAGUGACAGGAUCUCUCCAGUGAAGAUCUGCGAUUUUGAUUUGGGUAGCGGGAUCAAACUGAAUAGUGACCGCUCUCCCAUCUCCACCCCUGAGCUCUUGACUCCAUGUGGCUCAGCUGAAUACAUGGCCCCUGAGGUGGUGGAGGCCUUUAGUGAAGAAGCUAGCAUCUACGACAAGCGCUGUGACUUGUGGAGCCUUGGCGUCAUCCUCUACAUCAUGCUGAGUGGAUACCCGCCCUUUGUGGGUCGCUGUGGAACAGACUGUGGUUGGGACUGGGGAGAGCCCUGCCAAGCCUGCCAGUGCAUGCUGUUUGAGAGUAUUCAGGAAGGCAAGUAUGAGUUUCCAGAGAAGGACUGGGCACACAUCUCCCCUGCAGCCAAAGAUCUCAUCACCAGGCUGUUGGUGCGGGAUGCCAAAAACCGCCUCAGUGCUGCCCAAGUUCUAAAGCACCCUUGGGUCAAGGGGUGUGCACCCAACGCUGUGUCUGCAUCUAUUUUACAUCAGAGGGGUGGGAGCGCUCAGGACCUGACGUUCUUUGCAGGGCAGGCUGUAGCCAUGAACCGGCAGCUGGCUGAGAGGGAAGAGAGUGCGGAGCAGCAGCAGUUAGAGAAUGAGCUCUCUUCCCCGCUUCUCCUCUCCUCUAGCGCUGGCUCCAUGCGGUUGGCUCCUUCCUCCUGGUCCAAGCUGGCCCACCGCAGGAAGAACCCAGGCAGCCAGCACCGAGGGGCAGUGUGCGCCGCUGAACUACGCCAGCUCCUCACCCCACUUGUUAUUGUGGGCGACUGUGCCUGAUCUCUACCACAUUCUCCAGCCUCUGCUCUCCACUGACCACCGCUAUUGGAAUCUUCAACUAGACAGGGUGUUGACCUCUGACCUCUCUGCCCACUUACUUUGUGGGCUCGAAGCUCUUGUGAAAAGGUCUCUGAUGCUUGUAGCACUUAAAGCACCUCAAAUGCCCCCUGCAAAUGUAGUUUUGAUUGGAUAAAAAGCUUGUUGUGGCCAAGACAAAGACUUGUUGAUGUCUGAGAGUCCCAGGAAUCUGUCAACUGUAACAAUGUUCAUGAAAACCCUUUGGAACCAAAGGAUUCAAGUUGCUUCCAUUCAUCUAAAACUGGACCUAAGCUAUUUAAUUUCGAAGCAUCAGCAAAAACAUUUUUGCUCUUUGCCUUUG
Molecule: messenger RNA, 2137 nt
Organism: Carassius carassius (crucian carp)
Lineage: Eukaryota; Metazoa; Chordata; Actinopteri; Cypriniformes; Cyprinidae
Product: MAP kinase-interacting serine/threonine-protein kinase 2-like
Exons: 13
Coding region: 235-1758 (507 amino acids)
Biological process (GO): protein autophosphorylation; peptidyl-serine phosphorylation; intracellular signal transduction
Cellular component (GO): nucleus; cytoplasm
Molecular function (GO): calcium/calmodulin-dependent protein kinase activity; calcium-dependent protein serine/threonine kinase activity; ATP binding
Source: RefSeq, a predicted model, not a curated record